Molecule: messenger RNA, 663 nt
Organism: Alternaria triticimaculans
Lineage: Eukaryota; Fungi; Ascomycota; Dothideomycetes; Pleosporales; Pleosporaceae
Exons: 3
Coding region: 1-663 (220 amino acids)
Source: RefSeq, a predicted model, not a curated record
AUGAAGCUGAUCAUUCUAGCAGCAGCAUUAACGCUGUUCACCACAGCCUCAGCACACUCAUGGUUGCACUGCACCAACCACAACAACACCGGUAUAAAAGCCGACAUGGCAGCUGCGGCACUUGCAACGCCACAGGCGCCGGUUGAUCCGCUCAUGCCGGGUUUCGCACACCUAUGCCACGGCUGGCCGCGCGCAAAGCAGAACCCAGGCGAUUGGAGAGACGAAGGCAUAGAAUAUUUAUGGGAUCUCCCCGCCGCAGCCUCAAAGGGCGACACGCACGCCUGCCACCCCCGCCAACGCGCGCCAGCGCAAUACCUAACUCCUACGAUCCCGCAAGAACCUGGUAGCAAGCCACCGCACCACGACGCGCCGGCCCCGAUGGCAACAGCUGCCGCCGGGUCAUCUAUAACACUCAUGUUCGGUGGCAAUGGGCACAGCCGGGGCAAUUUUGGCGGCGUGGAGAAGGGCGAUCCGGGAAGGGUCUCCGUGUACUGGGCUGGUAGUAAAGAAAAGGAGAUUGUGGAUGUGAAGGAAUUAACAAAAGAGAAUCUUGUGCAGGAUAAUGGGUUUAGUGAAGAGAGCUUUGCGUAUCCGGCGGAUUUGAAGGUUACGGCGCCGCCGGCGCUGCAGGAUAAGGGAAACUGGCAGACGGUGCAUUUGUAA